This is a messenger RNA of Equus quagga, 2739 nucleotides long. RefSeq names its product G protein subunit alpha 14 (gene GNA14). Gene Ontology annotation, biological process: phospholipase C-activating dopamine receptor signaling pathway; action potential; adenylate cyclase-modulating G protein-coupled receptor signaling pathway. The transcript has 7 exons. Gene Ontology annotation, molecular function: G-protein beta/gamma-subunit complex binding; GTPase activity; G protein-coupled receptor binding. Gene Ontology annotation, cellular component: heterotrimeric G-protein complex. The record is from RefSeq and is a predicted model, not a curated record. The coding region runs from base 625 to 1692 and encodes 355 amino acids. Lineage: Eukaryota; Metazoa; Chordata; Mammalia; Perissodactyla; Equidae.
CCCCGAAGGCCAAGUCGGGCAGACGCCAGGGCUGCAGGUUCGAGACGCUCCGCCUCCUUCUGCCACUUAGAGCACAAGCGCCAGCAGGAACCUUUCCACUCAGUCUUAGCUGCGGUCACUGCCGAGGUUUUUGAAACUUUCCAAGCAAGGGCCUACCAGGCCCUUUGCCUCCAACCGACGCCGUGCCUGCCGCCUGCCUGGGACACUUCCAGGCCCGGGAGAUCCCGCUGUCUCCAGGGCACCGGCGCCCCAACUUUUUACGCUCAGUCGGCGCCCCCUGAGUGUCCCGCUCCAGGGCCAAGGAGCGUGCGCAUCUUCCGGGGACCGGCAAGGCUCCCGACCUCCUGGCUCAUCUUCCUCCUCCCCGGAGUGGGUGUGAGGCUGGGGGAGCCUGGAUCCGCGGUGCACUUGAGCGUUGCCAGCGCUCGGGGUUCGCCCCCGCCUCCGAGCCCACCCUCGAGGAGGGAUUGAGCCCCGGCGGUCCAGGCCUCUUACUCAGAAACUCAAGUCGGCCCGCGUCUUUCCUUUCGGAAUCCGGGUGCCCGUAGCGGAUCGGCCGGGCGAGCUGCGGGGGGAGGACCAGAGCGCUCAGGGCCGCGUCGCCCCGUCGGUGCUGCGCGCACCAUGGCCGGCUGCUGCUGUCUGUCCGCGGAGGAGAAGGAGUCGCAGCGCAUCAGCGCCGAGAUCGAGCGGCAGCUUCGCCGGGACAAGAGGGACGCGCGCCGCGAGCUCAAGCUGCUGCUGCUGGGAACAGGUGAAAGUGGCAAAAGCACCUUUAUCAAGCAAAUGAGAAUCAUCCAUGGAUCUGGUUACAGCGAUGAAGACAGAAAGGGGUUCACGAAGCUGGUUUACCAAAAUAUCUUCACCGCCAUGCAAGCCAUGAUCAGAGCCAUGGACACCCUGAGGAUCCAGUAUGUGUGUGAGCAGAAUGAGGAAAAUGCCCAGCUAAUCAGAGAAGUGGAAGUGGACAAGGUCUCUGCACUCUCCAGGGACCAGGUAGAGGCCAUCAAGCAGCUGUGGCAGGACCCAGGAAUCCAGGAGUGUUACGACAGGAGAAGGGAAUACCAGCUGUCAGACUCUGCCAAAUAUUACCUGACUGACAUCGACCGGAUCGCCAUGCCGUCAUUCGUGCCAACGCAGCAAGAUGUGCUUCGUGUCCGAGUGCCCACAACUGGCAUCAUUGAGUAUCCAUUUGACUUGGAAAACAUCAUCUUUCGGAUGGUGGAUGUUGGUGGCCAGCGAUCUGAAAGACGGAAAUGGAUUCACUGCUUUGAGAGUGUCACCUCCAUUAUUUUUUUGGUUGCUCUGAGUGAAUAUGACCAGGUCCUAGCUGAGUGUGACAAUGAGAACCGCAUGGAAGAGAGCAAAGCCUUAUUCAAAACCAUUAUCACCUACCCCUGGUUUCUGAACUCAUCUGUGAUUUUGUUCUUAAACAAGAAGGAUCUUUUGGAAGAGAAAAUCAUGUACUCUCAUCUAAUUAGCUAUUUUCCAGAAUACACAGGACCAAAGCAGGAUGUCAAAGCUGCCAGAGACUUUAUCCUGAAGCUUUAUCAAGAUCAGAAUCCUGACAAAGAGAAAGUCAUCUAUUCGCAUUUCACGUGUGCUACAGACACAGAGAAUAUCCGCUUUGUGUUUGCUGCCGUGAAAGACACAAUUCUACAGCUAAACCUGAGGGAAUUCAACCUAGUUUAAAAGCCGCUGUCCACUCCUCGCCCAUACCAGAAGACAGGAUUUGUAAGCUCUUUGUGUUUUGUUUGCAAGUGCUUCUGACAUCAUCCACCCAGCCCAGUGGGUGGCACCACGUCCAUCAUGCAGGCCACACGGACAGAGAUGGGUAAUGGAGCUUCUAAGAUAUUUGAGUUUAGCAAAAAUUUUUCCAAGUCUUUAUUUCCAAAUUGUUUAUAUAUUUCUUCUCUUGACUUUUGGCUGUAAGAUUUUAUGUAAUUUUUGAAUUUGAUAUUUUACAAAGCCAUUGUGAUUUACUGUUUUUUUUUAAAAAAUUCAAUUUGUGUGUUUAAUAAUAGCCAUUAAAAAAUCACAUAACAGAGGAGUCUGUUAACUUAUAGAUCAUGACUUGAGACCUCUAGGAUUAAUCUGGGUGACUUCUAUUUUAAAGAAAGUUAAUGGGUUUGAAGCUUUUUAUUAAAUCUUGCAAUUUAGAGACAUUUUUUGAGUGUUUCUUUCUUUUCAUGCUAAAGUAUAAUGCCUUUAUGCCACCAAAGAUUCUUUUAAAGUUGGUUCUUUUUUUUGUUCACUUUCUAAGCCAAAUUAAUGACUAUAUCAGUAUGUCUAAUUUAGUUUUGCCACAGUUUGAUCACCGUGAAACCAAAGCUAAUAUAAAGUAAAUGGACUCUAGAUAGCAUAUAUGUUGCACUGGUAAAAAAAGUGUGUGUGUAUGUGUGUGUAUAUAUAUAUAUAUAUAUAUAUAUAUAUUACAAUGUAUAUGACCAGGUCUUAUAAAAUUAUGGAAUGGCUAGGAGCCCAAAUUGUUUAACAAAUGUAAAGUAGCCCCUGCCAAAGUUCUGAUGGGCACCAGGGAUUUGCUGUCUGAACCAUGUAUUCUGUGCCUUUCUGAGGUGGCUAAGAAUAUACCCUUCUGCCAUUAGCAUUGGAUUAUGUUGUGUUUCUUUAAGCUCAUGGUUGACUGAUGAUUCUGUUCCUUCCUAAAAAGAAAAAUGCUUUGACUUUAAUAGUUAAUAACACAAACUUUCUAAAUAUCCUUGUAGGGGAGGAAAAAUA